CGCAUGCGCGGAGCGGGUACAUGCAGACGUGUCGCUCAGUGACCCGCGCGCCCCGCCCGAGCUUCUGGAUUGUUCUGAGCGCGAGAGGCCGGCGCCAUGUUGGAUUUCUUCUCGAUCUUCAGUAAAGGCGGCAUCGUGCUCUGGUGCUUCCAGGGAGUCAGUGGCUCCGUCAGCGGCACCGUCAAUGCGCUCAUCCGGAGCGUCAUCCUCCAGGGAUUAUUAGUGAGGAUGUGGAUUACGAGGUGGAAUGGCCUGCCAGGUGCUGUGGUUGAGGCAAGAUCCAUAUUCGGUUUCGAAAGAACUUGGGAGCGAGGGGGAACCAGUUCCUUCACUCAUGAGGCCCUUACACUUAAAUACAAGCUGGACAAUGAAUUUGAGCUGCUAUUUGUGGUGGGUUACCAAAAAAUCCUAACUUUAACUUAUGUGGACAAAUUUAUUGAUGAUAUCCAUAUGCAGUUUCGUGACAAAUAUAGAAAUCAAUUGCAACAGCAUGGAGUGCUUGGCCACAUCAGCGGCUCUUUUGACUUUUCAGAUGACUUUAGAAUGCUCCUAAGGGCAGCUGAGGAACGCACCAAAGCAAAAGCACCGUCUGCCAUGAAAACAUUUGAACAAUCUGAUAAAUCAAGGAAAACUGUAAAAUCGCUGAUAGAAGUCCGUGGGGGAGAGAAGAAGGAGAACAAGAAAAACAAGAAGGAAGCCCUUGUGCCAGAGCCAGCUCCAGUACCAAAGGCAGUGGAGAUCCCAUUAAAGGCCAUCGCAGCAGGGGAUGCCAACCAGAAUGGAUUGACUCAGGAUGAAAUCAUUUUGAGAAACCGGGAGGAAUUGUCCAAAAAAUUGAAAAGAAAGGAGAAAAAAGAAACUAGCAGCAAAUCCCCAAAACCAAGGAAACCAAAACAGGACCGUAAAUGGUCUCUGGAUCAAAAAGCCAGUGCCAAAGGACUGGACUACAGCCCCUCAUUGGUCAAUGGUCAAUCUACUGUCAGUAAUAGUGGGGACAACAGCAGCAGUAACAUGAGCAAGCAUCUUGAGUCAAUGAAAGGAAAUCUGAAAGAUGUGGAUCAUGAUAGCAGUGAUUCUGAGGAGCAGGAGGAGGAAGAGCACAGUGUUAUCCAAGAAGUUUCAAAGACCAGUGAGAAGAGAGCUGGCUUUGGAGGGAUGCUAGGAAUGCUGAAGGGCUUGGUUGGAUCUAAAAGCCUUACUCCUCAGGACAUGGAACCUGUGCUUGAAAAGAUGAAAGAUCACCUAAUUGCUAAAAAUGUUGCAGCUGACAUCGCAGUCCAACUUUGUGAAUCGGUGGCCAAAAAGCUGGAGGGAAAAGUCAUGGGAACUUUCAGCACGGUAACCUCCACAGUGAAGCAAGCCUUGCAGGAUUCCCUCGUACAGAUCCUUCAGCCAAAGAGGCGUGUGGAUAUUCUGCGUGAUGUCAUUGAAGCCCAAAAACAGAGACGGCCCUUUAUCAUUACCUUCUGCGGCGUAAAUGGAGUUGGGAAAUCUACUAACCUUGCCAAGAUCUCUUUUUGGCUGAUGGAGAAUGGAUUUCGGGUGCUAAUUGCUGCAUGCGACACUUUCCGAGCUGGAGCUGUAGAACAGCUCCGCACUCAUGCUCAUCGCCUGAACUCGUUGCAUCCACCAGAGAAGAACAAUGGACAGCCCAUGGUGCAGCUUUUUGAAAGAGGCUAUGGGAAGGACGCUGCUGGAAUUGCUAUGGAGGCCAUUGCAUUUGCUCGAAACCAUGAAUUUGAUGUGGUGUUGGUGGACACCGCAGGCCGAAUGCAGGACAACACCCCUUUGAUGACUGCGCUUGCCAAGCUCAUUGCCAUCAACAUGCCAGAUCUGGUUCUGUUUGUUGGUGAGGCCCUGGUGGGAAAUGAGGCCGUGGAUCAGUUGGUGAAGUUUAACCAGGCUUUGGCUGAUCACUCUAUGAUUGAGAAACCACAGCUGAUUGAUGGCAUUGUACUGACUAAAUUUGAUACAAUUGAUGAUAAGGUUGGUGCUGCUAUCUCUAUGACCUACAUUACUGGCCAGCCAAUAGUCUUUGUUGGAACUGGACAGACAUACAACGACUUGCGAAGCCUCAAUGCCAAGGCCAUCGUGAGCGCUCUGAUCAAGGCUUAAACACCUGCUUCUCACUAUUGUCUUAAUACAACCAACAGUCAGCAACCUUCUGCUCCCCACAACAGCCCUUGCUGAAUUUCCCUACAUAUUGAAGGAUCAAUGUUGAAUGUGCUUUGUGGCAUUUGUCUAUCACUAACAUUUUCAGCAUAUUACCUCCUUCAGUUCUCUGCAGAUACUCUGAUUAUGCUUUUUAAAUAAAAACACAGGGAAGUGUACUGCAUAACUGAUGGACAAAAAUAAAUUCAGUGCUUUUUUUUACCAACAUUGUUAAUUCUAAGUAGUGCAAUAAAUAUCAGUACUGGCUGCCUAGGAAUUACAGAGAAAUUGUAAAGAGAAUUUAUUAAAUAAAGCUGCUAUAAUUGUCA
Molecule: messenger RNA, 2480 nt
Organism: Callorhinchus milii (elephant shark)
Lineage: Eukaryota; Metazoa; Chordata; Chondrichthyes; Chimaeriformes; Callorhinchidae
Gene: srpra
Product: SRP receptor subunit alpha
Exons: 15
Coding region: 97-2115 (672 amino acids)
Biological process (GO): SRP-dependent cotranslational protein targeting to membrane
Cellular component (GO): endoplasmic reticulum membrane; signal recognition particle receptor complex
Molecular function (GO): GTPase activity; ATP hydrolysis activity; GTP binding
Source: RefSeq, a predicted model, not a curated record